CCCCCCCCCAGGGCAUCGCGGGGACGGACGUGGCCAAGGAGGCCUCGGACAUCAUCCUGACGGACGACAACUUCUCCAGCAUCGUGGCCGCCGUCAUGUGGGGCCGCAACGUCUACGACAGCAUCGCCAAGUUCCUGCAGUUCCAGCUCACCGUCAACGUGGUGGCCGUCGUGGUGGCCUUCACCGGCGCCUGCAUCACCCAGGACUCCCCCCUGAAGGCCGUGCAGAUGCUGUGGGUCAACCUCAUCAUGGACACCUUGGCCUCCCUGGCGCUGGCCACCGAGCCCCCCACGGAGGCCCUGCUCCUGCGCAAGCCCUACGGCCGCGACCAGCCCCUCAUCUCCCGCACCAUGCUGAGGAACAUCCUGGGCCACGCCGCCUACCAGCUCCUCGUCAUCUUCACCCUCCUCUUCGUCGGGGAGCUGCUGCUGGACAUCGACAGCGGGCGGCAGGCCCCCCUGCACGCCCCCCCCUCGGAGCACUACACCAUCAUCUUCAACACCUUCGUCAUGAUGCAGAUCUUCAACGAGGUCAACGCCCGCAAGGUCCACGGCGAGAGGAACGUCUUCCAGGGCGUCUUCGCCAACCCCGUCUUCUGCACCAUCGUCCUCGGCACCUUCGCCGUCCAG
Molecule: messenger RNA, 629 nt
Organism: Calidris pugnax (ruff)
Lineage: Eukaryota; Metazoa; Chordata; Aves; Charadriiformes; Scolopacidae
Product: plasma membrane calcium-transporting ATPase 3-like
Exons: 3
Biological process (GO): regulation of cytosolic calcium ion concentration
Cellular component (GO): intracellular membrane-bounded organelle
Molecular function (GO): PDZ domain binding; P-type calcium transporter activity
Source: RefSeq, a predicted model, not a curated record